AUUUGAAAAUUAAUGUCCCCAGUAUUGGAGCUAGCCUCUAGUCUCGCUAGAGACGGCGCGCUGAUGUAGCCCAUUCCAGAAGUCUCCUGCCCAUAGAAGGGGCUGCUCUGAUUGUCUUCUGGCUUGGAGCCAAAAUUCUUCACCCGAGUGGCACAAAUGAAGAGGCGAGCAGCAUGUGCCUCCCUACACACCCUCUCAGGGCAGCUGAGUUACCCAGAGACAUGCACCACUCCACCGCAAGCCAAGCAGCACGCAGCCCUCCACCUCAGGCCUACACUGAUGCAGUCCAUCUAGGAGACAGGUCCAACCAUGCAAUGCUCUGCCUCAAGCACACAGCAGUGCAGUCCACCUAGGGGACAGGUUCCACAUGCAGUGGUCCACUUCAGGCUCACAGUAGUGCAGUCCAUGUAGGGGACAGGUCCCACCUCCAGCACUCCAUUUCAAUCUCAGCAGGUGCAAUCUACGGUUGAGAUGUGUGUCAGGUACCAGCUAGGUCUGCCUAAGGUGGGAAAUUGAAAACCUGUAUUUUCCACCAUAGCUACUCCCCUCUUUCAAGGCCAAAGUUCUUUCAUCAUAAGACAAAAAACAACCCUCCAGAACCAAAACCUUGUUUCUGUUCAGUGCCCCUUUCACAGCUGCAGCACUGAAAGGCUUGAGGCUUUGGAUAGAUAUUUAAAGUUGAGGUUUUUUUCCUCUUACAAAAUACCUAAACUAAACACGAUGUUAUAGUUGAAAAUUUACAUCCUUAUCAUGGAAAUGGUUAAGUAUAAACCUGACUAUUCACACACACAGGUACGUGCUUAAGUAUUUUUAGGAUUAGGAUCUAAAAUAUUAAAAAGUCAGUAGAUUCUUAGUUACAUUAGCUUUAUCUCAGGAUCCAUAGAUCUCUGACCACUCAUCACUUAUGCUGGAGAAUGCUCCUUAUUCCCCUUCUUGACACAUUUAUUUGCCUGAUUUACAUCAAAUUAUAUUUAACUAAAUAAUUCAUGAUCUACCAAUCUGCCACUUCUGGCAUUGGAUAAGGCUAUAGGUGUCUCCAGCUCAUGAGAGAGUAAACAGCAGAAGGGCAGGAGAAUGGAAGACAGUUUUCUAAGCCAUGGAGGGAAGCGAAGUGCUGAUGACUUGAUUGUCAAUGGCAUAGAAAUCUACAGCAUGAAAAUUGACAGCAAAGUGACUUCCCGAUUUGCCCACAAUGUCAUCACUAGCAGAGCUGUCAAUCGUGCCAAUGUGUCUAAGGAAGUGGUUUUUGAUGUGGAUCUCCCUAAGACAGCCUUCAUUACCAAUUUCAGCAUGACAAUUGAUGGUGUUACCUAUCCUGGGACUAUAAAAGAAAAAGAAGUUGCAAAAAAGCAAUAUGAGAAGGCUGUUUCACAGGGACAGACUGCAGGUCUUGUCCGGGCUUCUGGGAGAAAAACUGAAAAGUUCACUGUUUCAGUCAACAUUGCAGCAGCCAGCAAAGUCACUUUUGAGCUCACCUAUGAGGAACUGCUGAAGAGAAACUUUGGAAAAUAUGAGAUGCUCAUUAAAGUAAAACCAAAGCAGCUCAUCAAUCACUUUGAGAUCCAGGCAAACAUCUUUGAACCCCAAGGUAUCAGUGAGCUGGAAGCACAAGGAUCAUUCAUCACCAAUGACCUGUCACAAGUUAUUAAAAAAUCUUUCUCAGGAAAAAAGGGCCAUGUGUCUUUCAAGCCAACCAUUGAUCAACAGCGAACCUGUGCAAAUUGUUCAACAUCACUGUUGGAUGGAGAUUUUACAAUAAAGUAUGAUGUGAAGAGAGACAGGCCGGGUGAUUUACAAAUUGUCAAUGGAUACUUUGUACACUUUUUUGCACCAACAAAUCUUCCAAAUUUUCCAAAAAACGUGGUUUUUGUAAUAGACAUUAGUGGCUCAAUGUCUGGAAUAGGAAUACAACAGACAAGGGAAGCACUUCUUAAAAUAUUAGAGGAUGUUAGGGAAGAUGACUACAUUAAUUUCAUACUGUUUGGUUCUGAUGUACAUGUUUGGAAAGACACAUUACUGAAAGCCACUGCUGAGAAUCUGAAGGAAGCUAAGGAUUUCGUUCGAGCUAUUAACACUCAAGGCAUGACAAAUCUACAUGGUGGUUUAAUGAAGGGAAUUGAAAUGCUGACUACAGCUUUUGAAACAAAUUCUGUGCCCAAGAGAAGUGCAUCUAUUAUUAUCAUGUUAACGGAUGGUCAACCCAAUGAAGGUGUAUCAGACCGUCAGGAAAUUCAAAUGAAUGUAAAAAAAGCCAUUCAAGGAAGAUACCCCUUAUAUAACCUAGCUUUUGGCUAUGGUGUUGACUAUAAUUUUCUAGAAAAGAUGGCACUAGAGAAUAAAGGGUUGGCUCGUCGCAUCUAUCCACAGUCUGAUUCAGCCAUACAAAUGGAGGGUUUUUAUGAGGAAGUAGCCAAUCCCAUGCUUACAGAAGUGGAGUUAAACUACCCUGAAAAUGCAAUAUCUGACUUAACUCAAAACAUCUUUAAGCACUACUAUGAUGGCUCUGAAAUCGUGGUGGCUGGACGUCUUACAGAUAAUGACCUGGACAGUUUGACUGCAGAUGUGAAAGCUCAAGGUGCAGAAAAUGAUGUGAUGUUUAGUGAACAAGCAGAUAUCGAAGAAACGGCAAAAGCUCUUCAAGAACAGGAGUACAUAUAUGGGGAUUACAUUGAGAGGCUUUGGGCUUAUCUCACCAUCCAACAAUUACUGGAUAAACGCACUGUAGCUCAGGGAGAAGAAAAGGAAAAUCUUACCACUGAAGCCCUGGAGCUCUCUCUGAAAUACAAGUUUGUGACACCUUUGACAUCCAUGGUGGUUACGAAGCCAGAAGAUAAUGAAGAUAAAGCUGCAAUUGCUGAUAAACCAGUAGAAGCUGAAGGCCAGAUUCAUGCAAGGGCUGUCCCAGGCACUCAAUCAUAUCCAACACAUUCUUAUCUGUACUCUAGGCCUCCAAUCCCCUCCUUAUAUACUAGUGUUGAUGGAGAUCCACACUUCAUUAUAUCAGUGCCACAAAAAGAAGAUGCCAUUUGUUUCAAUAUCAAUGAAGAGACGGGUGCAGUGUUAAAUUUAAUAAAUGACCCAGUUACAGGCAUCAGAGUCAAUGGGCAGCUUAUUGGAGAUAAGAGAGUGAGCAGUGAUGCAAAGAUCCAAAACACAUAUUUUGGAAAGCUUGGGAUUGAAAAUAAGAAGCUGGAAUUAAAACUAGAAGUAACUCCUGAGAAAAUAACCCUCCAGAAGGGCAGAAAGAAGACAGUUUUCACCUGGCUUGAUACAGUCACCCUGCGACAAGAAGGUCUAACUGUCAUAAUCAACAGGAAAAAAAAUCUAGUGCUUUCAAUGGGAGAUGGCGCAUCAUUUGUUAUUGUUUUGCACCAAGUGUGGAAGAAGCAUCCUCUACACCAGGACUUCCUAGGAUUGUAUACGCUGGAUAGUCACAAGCUGUCUGAACGUACCCAUGGCUUAUUAGGGCAAUUUUUUCACCACAUUGACUUUAAUAUACUUGAAAUCCAUCCUGGGUCUGAUCCCAAGAAACCAGAUGCUACAAUCGUGAUCAAAAACAAUAAACUGACAGUAACUAGGGGCUGGCAGAAAGAUUACAGAAAAGAUCCCAAGCAUGGCAUUGAUAUCCCUUGCUGGUUUAUUCAUAACAAUGGAGCAGGGCUGAUUGAUGGAGUUCACACAGACUAUAUUGUUUCCAGUAUAUUUGGCACAACUGUAAAUUAAUCCUCAGAUGUGUGUUUAGAGACCAUUUUUCUGAAUGAUUUAUGCUUUCUAAUAAUCAGCUGUUAAAUUAUAGUUAAGCUAUCCUGAUCUCAGAACUGAGAGGGACCUUGAAAAGCCAUUGAGUCCAGUCCCCUGCCUUCACUAGCAGGAACAAGUACUGUCCUUCACAGAUUUUUGCCCCAGAUCCCUAA
Messenger RNA from Gopherus evgoodei (Goodes thornscrub tortoise), 3914 nucleotides. Its product is annotated as inter-alpha-trypsin inhibitor heavy chain H3-like. The record is from RefSeq and is a predicted model, not a curated record. Gene Ontology annotation, biological process: hyaluronan metabolic process. The transcript has 23 exons. Gene Ontology annotation, molecular function: serine-type endopeptidase inhibitor activity. The coding region runs from base 1075 to 3723 and encodes 882 amino acids. NCBI's taxonomy places the organism in Eukaryota, Metazoa, Chordata, Testudines, Testudinidae.